CCGCUCUCUUAGACAAAGCAAUUCUAUCUCGUUUUCGUACACUAAAAUAACCUAGCAGCCGGUCGCGGCGAUGGAGCAGAGCAGCGACGCUCCGACGGCGCACGCGGCUGUUUUCGAUGCAACGCCCGCUGCUCCGCGGGAACAUCAUAAUAGUGGUCCUACAACUAACACCGAGGUGGGUCCAGCUAUUCCCACCAUCCACGUGUCGCGCGCGCCGUCCGAGCGUAUUUCGUAUGCGCCGUCCGAUGUGAGAGGGGUGACAAUUGCGGACUUCCGCGACACGGUGUAUCCCUCAAAUUACCGCAUGUCUGCCAUGCCAUCCGAGAUUGUUCACGUCACCAGCGGAGGCGCUGCUAGCCCCGGCGACAGCGGGGGCGAAGAGCUGGUGGUAGACGCAAAAACCUCCAAUACUAGUGUGGCACUCGUCGACCAGAGUGCGCGGGAAACGCGGCAAGUGAGCAGCCGCGCUAGUUCCACCGUGUCGUCUGCGAGCAGUGGGGGAGCAGGCGGGAAAAAAAGGAAACCGGAAAUGCCUUCUGUUGCCGGCGAAAAUCUAAAUCACGUAGACCAUGUUGAUGACGCAGCAAUGGACACACUGGGAAUUAUGGAUAAGCAACCACAGUCGCCCGACCAUACCGGAAGCGAAGCCUCUUCUGGGGUGGCGGCCGAUAUCGGCUUGCUGGUCAAAAAUCUGCACGAGCGACGGGACACGGACUUGCAAAAAAUGCACACGGAGUGCGAGCGAUUGCGAAAGGAGCUGGAAGAGAAAAAUGCGGAGUUGGAGCAUUUACGUGCGGAAAAACUGCUGAGUGCCGCUUUGUCGGGGGCUGACGGGGAGACGGCUGAUUUCAAGGCGGACUUGGCGAGUAAGGCACAGGAUCAGGUACUAAAGGAAAAGUUUACAGAUGUAGUCGUGCACUCUGUUUUUGAUUGAAGGUUUUUUUCCAAUUACUUCGUCGAGCAGCUGCAGGUGGCACGCAGUCGCUACAGUCAACAACUUGAACAACAAACGUACAAACCAACCCCAACACCUUCAGCUUCGCGAACUUGCCUCUGCCAGCGCGAAGCGUAUUUCGCACCUGGAAGAGGAAAAGCUGCGCGCGCGACUGGAAGGCGAGGAGAUCCAGCGCAGUGUAAGGGAGCAGCUCUUGGAAUUGGAAACCAUGCGACUCCAAGUAGAGGAAACUGAGCACGAAAACCAACGGCUGCUGCUUAAAGUCGAGGCGCUCGAGGCUACAAGUAAGUGCUCCGGCUUCACAUUUGUAAAUGUAACAGAUACGUGUUUCAUCUUUUUCGGAUGAUAUAUACCGGUAUUACAGGAGUCGUUCGAUUUUCGUCAGAAACAAGUGUACAAGAACUCAGCAUUUCCUUCUUUCGCUCGACAGCCGUCGCAUCUUCUGAUAAAGGACAUAAGACGAGCAAGGGCACCCACUCAACGACCUCCCCUCGCAAGAAGACGACUUCCAAGGCAAACGGUGGGUCCCCCGCCUCCCCCGAUCAAGCGCUUCGCUUGGAAAGGCUCACGCAGCGCUGCGAAAAAGCUGAGGAGUUGUGGAAACAGGCGGAAAAGCGGGGCGCGACACUGGAGGCGGCGAUGCUGGAGUAUCCAGGAAAAAACACCCGUCCACAUCCAAUUUGUCAUGGAGAACAUGCAUAAAUUGCAGUGUUUGUCAUGCAAAAAAUGGAUGUGGAUGGGUUUUUUUCCUGGAUAUGGAGAAGGAAAAGCACCACAAGAAGUUCUCGCGGAAGCUUGCUUUGCUGGAGAAGGAGAACGAGCAGUUGCAAAAACGCAUUGAAAAACAAAACCGGACGGAGCUGCUGGUGGAAGAUUUGCAGAAGCGCCUCGACAAUAACUACAGCGCACUCGCGGUCGCGCAGCAGCAUAAUUCACAGAGUCCUUGCGAUUAUAUCGUCGCAGGGUCAGCGGCGGCGCACAGUGCUCCUGCGGCAAGAUCGCAGUCGCCGACAUCAGGUAAAAAUCCUUUGUGGCUCUCGACGGGACAACUUCGCUCUCCCCGCGAGUUUAUCCCCCGGGACCGCGGGCGCUGGCCGGAGAAUAUCCAGCAAACGGAGCUGCUGCACGCGGAGCAGAUCAAAAAUCCGGAGAACAAGCAAUACGCCGCGAUUCUGGAAGAGAAGGAAACGUUACAGCAGCGUCUGCAGGAGCUGCAGUCCGCCAAAAAACUAAAGAGCGAGCUUGAACAGGGUGAAAAAGACGCAAGCGCAGCAGCAACAGCGACAGUUUCGAUGAGGACCCCGCGAGACGCCGCCGUGCCGAGUUUCUACGUUUCGAAGACACCGACGACGGCCCCGACGUCUCCGGACGAGGACAAUAAUUCGACAAAGGCGCACGACUCCCGCCUCGGGCUGUACUCUCCUGAUAUUAAAUCGUCGAAGCGCACCCGUUUUAACCGCAAAGCCGGGUUUCCCGCAAACUGCUUUUCUACUAAUGAGCCCGGGUCAUCUACUCGCGCCUGUAGCAGUGCGCCUGAGCAGGGUGGACCACGACGGCGAGAGAGAAGCAAUAACCCAACGCCGGGGUUUUUGACCACUCCGACUGCGCGGGCGCGGACGCCAACGCCGACCGGCCGCGGGAGAACGAAAAAGGUACCCAGUCAAGAACGACGGCAACAGGCAACGGGUUCUACUGAGAUGAAUGGUCCACGAGGGAGAGGGAGUAGUGCGAAGAAGCCGCCGUUUUUGCUUGGUUCUGGCCGGAGCUACAGCAGCACCCCGAUGUGCUCGCCGCGGGGAGUGUACGGUAAUGUGGUCAGACAAGAGUUGAUCAACGUUCCACCAGCGUCAGUGCUGCCGAGCAGCGACUACUUGUGGUAAAAAAGUCUGCAGUAAUCAUUGCACUUAUCGUGCAAACCAUAACCACACACGGUUUUGUUUCGGAGAACUCUCUAUCACUAUUUCACACUUCCAAAUGAACGACUACCUCCACUACAUUGCAAACAAGAGGAGACGAAUGCCUUUUUCAUGUGAUGCAUAGAAAUAAAGAAUUUUCAAUUUUGCAAGCCGUCGCGAACCCAUGAGUUACAAGUUUUCAUGCCUAGGUUGUUUAACAGUGUGUUUUUGUUUUUGCUUUGCUGACAACUUUUCUUGAGCUUGGCGAUGAGGAGCCGUUGUGAGCCUGUGUAUUGUAGUGUAUCCAAUUCAAGUGGAGUGUUAAAAAACGAAGGCCCAAGAAGUUGGGCGUCGACGAGACAGCGGUGGUGUUGUUGACAAAUGCCAAUGUGAAAGAUUGUUCCACCAUCAAUGUACUGACACUUGAGAACCCAGAACUUUCGCAACAUAAACACGAAGGAAAAAAAGAUCAUCAUCCUGUGGAGCGAAC
Messenger RNA from Amoebophrya sp. A120, 3340 nucleotides. The record is from the annotation of a GenBank genome assembly. NCBI's taxonomy places the organism in Eukaryota, Dinophyceae, Syndiniales, Amoebophryaceae.